This is a messenger RNA of Didymosphaeria variabile, 2841 nucleotides long. RefSeq lists its product as uncharacterized. Bases 1 to 2841 code for a protein of 946 amino acids. Lineage: Eukaryota; Fungi; Ascomycota; Dothideomycetes; Pleosporales; Didymosphaeriaceae. The record is from RefSeq and is a predicted model, not a curated record. The transcript is spliced from 3 exons.
AUGCGUUCGACCCUGCGACGUCAAGACUGCCUCGUAGGAAGCGAGCUGGCCGAUUACCUCGACCUGGAGCCGGAGGGCAACAUGGAGGCCAGGGGCCACGAACACGACCGCGAGCGCGACCACUCCGGCGAGACCGAGCAGAGGUGGAUGCCAGUGUUGGGAAGGGGCGACGAUGCGAUCAUGCGGGAGAAGGAAGGGGCGGUUGAGGUCAUGAAGGAGGAGGGUCCGUUGCUGAGCCUGUUUGAGUCCGUUAUCACCAGCUACCCGCCCGUCCUAGAGUCGCUUCUCGCCCAGAUAUCAACGGCUUCGCUCCUCGAUCUCUAUCACACGUCCAAAUACCUCCGCGAAUUUCUCAAAAUGUACCCUCUCGCAUGGAAGACGCUAUCAUUCCGGCUGCCGCAGCCCGCUGUGGCUAUGGGAUCGCCUGGGAACGAGACACCAGACGGUAGGGAGCGCCAGUCGAAGCCAUACGCCUUCGAUGCGCUGUUGAAGCAAAUCAUAGGCCCACAUGGGUCGCGGUUGACCAGCCUUGAUCUCUGUAACACCGCGGUCUCGGGGACGGCGCUGAGUAUGCAAGUCCUGGGACCGCGAAGUAAUACUCUCAGACGACCAUAUCUUCCUCAAUCCCUUACGCGACGAGACUCCGACUCCGACCCGACGCAUCAGUUAAUCGAGAUAUGCCAUAAGCUAGGGAUAUGGACAGACACUGCAUGGUGUCCAACCCCAGGAGGGCGCUGCUAUCGAAGGAAAGAUUACCAUGCAGGAAGAGCAGGCCCGCAGAAUGGGGAAGUAUGGGUGCCAUAUGACCGACUCUGGCGGUCAAGUAACCGUAUUGGGCCUGCGGGUGGAGUUGGAGAAAAACUUGGAGAAUCAGACGGGAGGCUGUGGGAGAUCUCUGAGACUGGCGAAGAUGGCGAACCGUUGGGAACUGAGAGUGCUGUAUCCAAAGGCGAAGGCAAGCACGUGCCGGCACACCUGCGAAAGAGCCACAAAACUUUUGUCGAGAACGUCUACUGCGCGCAAUGCAACGAACAGAUUCUGGAGCGAUGCGAAUCAUGUAGCGUUCGGAUGCACUGCAUGGGAUGCCGUAAGACGCUUUGCGCCAGCUGCGCAUUCAACAAGCCCAUACCCAGGAAGCGGGCGAAAACGCGGCAGUUCACAAAUCUGGCUUUCGGUCCUGGCUCCACAGUAGGAACCACUAUCAACCAGGCGUCAACUGGGUCUAACAUUUCACUCCAAUUUCACAACAGCUCUGCGCAACUCCUGCAGGACAAUCGAUUCUGGUGGGCUCCUGGGGCUACCCGCUCUCCGAAUUUAAUGAUUGAGUCUUCUCAGGAUGAUGACGAUUCAGAUUCCGAGGAUGGCGGUAACCUCAACCACGGUCUGCCUGUGCCGCCUCCAAACCGUGAUCCACCAAAACUCAACAUGCAUUGGUGUUGCUUGGAGCCUAUCUUCUCGGGCGGCGGCGGCAUUGCCGUACUUGGGACUGGGCUGGGUGGGAGAGGAGCCGACAAGAUACGGGCAGCACCGCUUCCACGCACCAAACAGUUCGAGGACCCAGAUUUUUCGAGCCAGCUUCGACCCGUCGAUUACAUCCGAGAGCUGAAAAACAAUGGACUCUAUGAAUAUGUCCUUGGCGAGGAUGUUGAUGUUUUGAGCUACUUGAAGCAACCCAGCCUGGAAUUGCAGGCCCAGACUUGUCCGCGAGGUCUUUGUCAAGACUGUUACAGAAGCUUUCGAUGGAAAGUCACAUGCCGGACAUGCAAAACCCCAAUUUGCAAAGAACAUGACUUCAGGGGCUUAAAGUUCCGAAAAUGCGGCUAUCGAGACAUGCUCACCGAGCGCGAACACGUUAGAGCGCAUACCGAUCCGCCUCGAUUGACAAUACCCGAGUUCAACCCCAAUAGGAACGCUCAACGGCCACCUCCCGGUCCUCUACUAUUUAGUCAAUCCUCAUCAUCUUUGAGUACCGAACUUGACAUCGGCGACCAAGCACCUAUGUCACAGUCUCAGAUUCUAGUCCCACCCAUUCCGCCGUCUUCUGUCGAUAUGUCUGCCCAGAAUUCAGUCGCAUCGCAUACGUCCAAUUUCGACCCGUUCACGAACGCUACACCUCUGCCUUUCGUCCCAGUCAGCUCCUCAAGACCACGAUCUCUCAGCGCGUCAGAAGUCAAGGCAAAAUGUCGAUUUGACGUGGAGACUCAAGCAAGACUUGCAGAGGAAAGACGUGCGCGCGAGAGAAUGGAGAAGGAAAAGAGGGGACGAAACCAAGCUGAUGAAUUAGCUGGAGCUGUCUUCGAAUUCUUCAAGUCUCUCUACACCGACGACAAUGUUGACGAUGAUGGGCCCAGUAUCACCCAUCAAGAGAAUGUUGACCUUGUUAACCAGAACACCGUCAUCGCCGCAUCUGGCAACCAGCUACCCAGCCCAGACUCAAUCACAGUCACCACCGUGUUCGGCGUCCACGAGGAGCCAAGCAACUUCACUGUCAUCUCUGGGCCAUCUGCACUGCCGUACCAUCAAGUACAUGCAGUCGAAGAGGCUGGAACCUCUGGCCUUGAUCCUCUGGAUGAAAUUAUGCAAGGAGCCGACAUCUCACUUUUGAGCGAGGCCGACUUGGAUUUAUUCCUAUCUGGCGGAAUUACCGCCCCUGUCAACGCCCCUGACAUCGACUCACUGUUGGGCAUUGACACGGAUAGUAACAUGAAUGACGAUGGCGACGAUGGGGAUAUCGAUACGGACGACUUUGAUGCCGAGAGUGCGGUAAUUGACGAAUUUGUUGAUGACGGCGGAAUUACGCCAACCAUGACCACCCACGCGUCGAACUUGCAAGGUUCGUAA